This is a messenger RNA of Aureobasidium musti, 354 nucleotides long. NCBI's taxonomy places the organism in Eukaryota, Fungi, Ascomycota, Dothideomycetes, Dothideales, Saccotheciaceae. The record is from the annotation of a GenBank genome assembly.
AUGUGUUGUGAUCUACAGUUGCGCAAAGGUCCACGCCGACAGAACACGUUGACAUGGAUGGACGCCGUUCAAGCCUGCCUAGACGACUACACUUCUUGGGACCGUCGUCUCGAUGGCAAAAUCGGUGUUCGUGUUCACGAUAACGUCCAAACUUGUCAAGUUGCACGCAUCAGCCCGAGAUCUAUCGAAACACGUCCCAUCAAGACUCAAGCCGACUACAUCAAGGAGGAUCUUCGCCCUGCCAUUGAACUUCUUGUGUCACACGAGAAGAUGAGAAUGGCAGAAUUGACUCAAGCUGCGAGCGGCAAACGAGAAGAAGAUGCAGGAAAGUGGUGGCACAAAGCGCAAGAUUGA